GAUGAUCAUUCUCCUUUCCAGAGGAAUUAACUCAGAACUUGCCUGUGCCAGGUCUCCAGUCACUAGCGGGAUUUUAGGAGGGGGCCAAGAUGGCUCUCCAGGAACUUGGCCUUGGCAUGUCAUUUUUACACAUCAUGACUCAGUCUUUUGUCAAGGCUCCCUGAUCACAGAUGAAUGGGUUUUGACAGCUGCUGAAUGCUUAAGACGAUCUUACCUCAGUGGUGCGGUAUUGCAUUUGGGUGCAAACAACCAGUCAAGAUUUGGGGAAGUAACUUGUAGAGUUGACUCAAUCGUCUGCCAUCAAGAUUAUGAAACUCAUUAUAAUAACGGUGAGAACGACAUCUGUCUUGUAAAGCUGUCAGCUCCUGUCAACUUCACGGACUACAUCCAACCGGUCUGCUUGGCCUCAGAAGAUAGCACUUUCUAUGAUGGAACUGCCAGCUGGGUCGCUGGUUUUAGCAGUAAUGAACACCCUUAUUAUCCUGAUACUUUCCAGGUGGUUGAUGUAUCAGUGUUUGGGAACAAUAAAUGCAGCUGCUUCUACAGAAACCACUACUACUACCACAACAUCCGUUCAAUAACAAAGAACAUGAUGUGUGCUGGAAGUGAGAAUGGAUCGAAGACUGCAUAUUAUGGAAAUAAUGGGGCAGCUCUAGUGACCAAAAAAGACUCCAUCUGGGUCCAAAGCGGGAUUGUGGGUCAUGUUUAUGAUCUCCGUCGACCCACUAGCUACAUUCGUGUGUCCCAGUACCAGAAAUGGAUCAGCGACAGGGUCACUGGCAUGGAACCAGGAUUUAUUACCUUCACCUCCCCAGGCAAUGACACCGACUUGAAUUUCACUUGUCCCACAAUACCACCUACCACUCCCUAUCCUUAUUCCACAAAUUACCCUCAUACCACACACCACCCUCAUGCCACACAUCACACUGACUACCCCACUGAUGACAGCAUAUCUACCAGUAGUACAGCCCCCACUCCCUGUCCUCAUCCCACACAUUACCCUCAUACGACACACUACCCUCACCCCACACAUCACACUCAUUAUACCACUGAUGACAGCAUAUCUACCAGUAGCACAGCCCCCACUCCCCAUCCUCAUCCCACACACUACCCUCAUACAACAAACUACCCUCACCCCACACAUCACACUCAUUAUACCACUGAUGACAGCAUAUCUACCAGUAGCACAGCCCCCACUCCCCAUCCUCAUCCCACACACUACCCUCAUACAACAAACUACCCUCACCCCACACAUCACACUCAUUAUACCACUGAUGACAGCAUAUCUACCAGUAGCACAGCCCCCACUCCCCAUCCUCAUCCCACACACUACCCUCAUACAACAAACUACCCUCACCCCUCACAUCACACUCAUUAUACCACUGAUGACAGCAUAUCUACCAGUAGUACAGCCCCCACUCCCUGUCCUCAUCCCACACACUACCCUCAUACGACAAACUACCCUCACCCCACACAUCACACUCAUUAUACCACUGAUGACAGCAUAGCUACCAGUACUACAGCCCCCACUCCCCAUCCUCAUCCCACGCACUACCCUCAUACAACAAACUACCCUCACCCCACACAUCACACUCAUUAUGCCACUGAUGACAGCAUAGCUACCACUAGCACAGCCCCCACUCCCCCAUCCUCAUCCCACACACUACCCUCAUACAACAAACUACCCUCACCCCACACAUCACACUCAUUAUACCACUGA
Messenger RNA from Cyprinodon tularosa, 1720 nucleotides. RefSeq names its product acrosin-like. Gene Ontology annotation, molecular function: serine-type endopeptidase activity. NCBI's taxonomy places the organism in Eukaryota, Metazoa, Chordata, Actinopteri, Cyprinodontiformes, Cyprinodontidae. The record is from RefSeq and is a predicted model, not a curated record. The transcript has 6 exons. Gene Ontology annotation, biological process: proteolysis. The coding region runs from base 2 to 1720 and encodes 572 amino acids.